This is a messenger RNA of Camelina sativa (false flax), 1104 nucleotides long. Lineage: Eukaryota; Viridiplantae; Streptophyta; Magnoliopsida; Brassicales; Brassicaceae. The record is from RefSeq and is a predicted model, not a curated record.
AUGAUGAAGAGAAGACGCGAAGAGACCUUACCAUCGCCGACAAGAAGACUCCGUCACGGUGGAGAUAUCGAAAUCCCUCUCGAUGUAACGGUGGAGAUACUAAAAAAGCUCCCGACUAAAUCUUUAGCGAGGUGCCAAUUCGUUUCGAAGGAAUGGUCAUCAAUUAUCACCAUGCGUAGAGACUUCAUAGACUUCGUUAUGAAUCGUUCUUUGGCUCAGCCUAAACGUGAUGCAUAUUUCCUCGCUUCAGUCGACUACCGAGAAUGUUACUUAACCUUCCUGUCUAGUACUCAUCAAGACAAAGAAACAAUAUUAAUCCCUAAAGGAUUUCGGCAUUACCUCCGCGGCUUGGUAUGUUGUUGGUCAAAAUCUGGUCGGGUAGUUCUAUAUAACCCUACCACGAGGCGGUCCUUGUACUUACCAAAGAAGAAAACCAUUCACAUGGAGACUAGUUUCAUCGGAUACGACCCUCUUGAGAAACAAUAUAAAGUAUUGUUUCUACCAAAGUACAAUCCGGAGCAGCCUUGUCAACUUUUCACAUUGGGAGAAACAAAUACGAAGUGGAAGUCCAUCCAAGGCGUUGAAUCUCACCAUCCAUUGCAAGGUGCAGUUUGCAUCAACGGGAAAAUCUAUUACCAAGCAGGGAUUGCUGAUCAGUAUGACUCUACUUCUCUAUAUAUAUUGAUGAGUUUUGAUGUUAGGUCCGAGGAGUUUCAUAAUGUCGACGCUCCUAAAACAUUGAUGGAUUAUCGUUCCUAUCUGAUAAACUUCCAAGGGAAGUUAGGAUUCGUGUGUUGCGAGAAGGGCGUGGAGAUUUGGGUUAUGGAGACACAAGGAUGGUCCAAGAUUAUCUUUAGUGAUCAGAUGAACGUUCCUAAGAGUUGGUGUAGCAUAAGUGUUACUAGUGGUGGUGAGAUCGUUAUUGCCAGGUGUUGGUACCGCACAAAAGACGAGUUAGAUGCCUUUUAUUAUGAUCCGAAGCAAAAAUUUAUGAGAUUGAUGAGAAAUGUGGACCUUGAAAGCAUUUAUCCCAAGGGAAGGCAUACCGAUUGUAUACUCUGGACUGUUCCGGAUUAUGUUGAGAACACAAUGCGUUUGUAUUAG